AUGGCUUCCAAAUUUCAGGCUGAAGGCAUGACCCACAAUGUUACGGCCGAAAUUCCUAACCCGCUCGAGGGUAUUCCGCACGAUCAGCUGAUGUCCAGCGUCCAGGAGUAUGCCGAGCUCCACGGGUUGCAAGACAUCUUGCCCACCCUUCGCAAGGGUGCUUUGGCUGGUCAGGACCCCAUUGCAGCCAGAACCUCCCCUUUGCUGAAUGGCCAAGAGCAUGAGAUCCUGCAUGUGGAGGCCAACUAUCGCUGGAGGCAGCCUUGGGCCCUGUACUACACCAUUAUUCUGAACUCGAUUGCGGCAGCCAUUCAAGGCUGGGAUCAAACUGGCUCCAAUGGUGCCAAUCUUACCUUUGACGUUGUCUUUGGCAUCCCCAACAAUGCCCCUGCCUGCCCGGAUCAUGUUACAUGCACCCGCAACCAAUGGAUUGUUGGACUUAUCAAUGCGACACCUUACAUUACCAUCUUUCUAUUUGCUGGCUGGCUGUCGGAUCCCCUCAACAACCUCCUUGGCCGCAAGGGCACGAUUUUCCUGGCAGCAAUCUUUAGUCUUCUUGCACCUCUCGGCUCUGCCUUCACUCAGACUUGGCCUCAGCUAGUGGCCUGUCGCAUACUUCUGGGGAUCGGAAUGGGCCUGAAAGAAGUUACUGUUCCUGUCUACUCUGCCGAGAAUGCACCCACCAACAUCCGUGGAGGCCUAGUUAUGAGCUGGCAAGUGUGGACAGCCUUUGGCAUCUUUCUCGGAACCUGUGCGAACUUGGCAGUUGCCAACACAGGCAAGCUUUCGUGGCGUUUGCAACUUGGAUCGGCGUUUAUUCCUGCAAUUCCUCUGGUUCUCGGUGUAUGGUUCUGUCCUGAGUCACCCCGCUGGCUGAUGAUCAAAGGAAGACACCGAGAUGCGUACAAUUCGCUUCUUCGUCUCCGGAGAAGCUCCCUCCAAGCUGCUCGGGACCUUUACAUGAUCCAUGCGCAGCUUGUCAUGGAGAAAGGCACGCUUGCGGAUUCUGGUUACCCUAACACUGAGAAUGCACUCGUUCGGUUCAAGGAGCUCUUUACUGUACCACGCUUGCGACGUGCGACCCAGGCAUCAGGCAUAGUCAUGAUUGCACAGCAGAUGUGCGGAAUCAACAUCAUUGCAUUUUACUCUUCGACUAUCUUUCAGCUGGCCGGGGCGAACAACAUCAACGCUCUGCUCGCAUCAUUCGGGUUUGGCUUGAUCAAUUUUGUGUUUGCCUGGCCUGCCGUUUGGAGUAUCGAUAGAUUUGGUCGUCGAGGUCUCCUGCUUUUCACAUUUCCACAGAUGUGCUGGACCCUACUUGCAGCUGGGUUUUGUUUCUGGAUUCCCAAGAACAACAAGGCACACCUUGGUCUCGUUGCCUUUUUCAUCUACCUCUUCGAUGCGUUCUAUUCCCCAGGAGAGGGCCCUGUUCCAUUCACAUACUCCGCCGAGGUCUUUCCUCAGUCUCAUCGUGAGAUUGGCAUGGCUUGGGCUGUUGCGACCAACAACUUCUGGGCGUCAGUCCUCUCGCUGACCUUCCCUUACAUGCUGCGCGCUUUCACUGCCCAGGGCGCUUUCGGUUUCUACGCAUUUCUCAAUCUUGUUGCAUUCGUUCUCAUUUUCCUUUUCUUGCCCGAGACAAUGCAACGGUCUCUUGAGGAGCUGGAUUAUGUGUUUGGCGUACCCACACGAACUCAUGCGAAGUACCAGCUGACCGUCGUGCUUCCAUGGUGGAUCAAGCGCUACAUCUUCAUGCGCAAGAUUGACGAGUGUCCCCCUCUGUAUCGAGACCGUGCAUAUCGGGAUGAGACCGAGUUUUCCCCCACUGAAGCUCAUAAAAAGACUCCUGAGCAGGUUGAAUCGGCUUAG
Molecule: messenger RNA, 1869 nt
Organism: Penicillium pulvis
Lineage: Eukaryota; Fungi; Ascomycota; Eurotiomycetes; Eurotiales; Aspergillaceae
Product: sugar porter family MFS transporter
Exons: 7
Coding region: 1-1869 (622 amino acids)
Biological process (GO): transmembrane transport
Cellular component (GO): membrane
Molecular function (GO): myo-inositol:proton symporter activity
Source: RefSeq, a predicted model, not a curated record